AUGAAACAAAAUAUAUUAACAUUUGUGAUUAUUGCUUGUGGAGCAUUAUGCUUAUCUUAAUUGACAGUUCAAGUGACAAAUUAGUGUGAAUGUUCAUAAUUUGAUCAAUACACUUGUGGUACUUUGAAUAAAUAUUAAUCUUGUGGAUGGAAUGCUACUUCAAAUGCAUGUGAAAGCCUGGGAUGCAGAUAAUUGAAUAAUUAGACUACUUGUUAGCUAAAUUUUUUAGACUGUUGGUGGGAUGGAAGUUAAUGUUAAUCAUUUAGUUCUUGUUCGAAUCUAAAUUCUUCUUAAAAUUUAGAAUGUUUUUAGUAAAAUGUUCAAUGCUCUAAUUAAUUAAAUUCCACAACCUGUAUAUCAUUAGAUAAUUUACCAAAAUGCUCUUAAUUUAAUUAGACCUAAUGCACUUUAUAAUAAAUGGGUUUUCAAGGAACCUUAUGUUAUUGGAAUAAUUCAACUUGUUAGACAGCAUAAUCUUGCACAAACUUCUAAGAGAAUCAAUGCUCAUAAUUGGAAGAUACUUGUAUUUGGAAUAAAUUUUCUAAUGAAUGUGUACAAAUAUAAUGUAGUGAUUAUACAUUUGAAUAAGAAUGCAAAUUUGUAAUAGAAGGAUUGAAUCCUUAAACAAUUAUGCCAUGUCAAUUUGUAUAAGGAUAAUGUUAGUCCUAUUAAAAUGCAAAGAGUUUAAAAGCUCAAGAUUGUUCAUAAAAAACCUUUUAAACAUAUUAUUGGAUUUAAGUUUCUAAUAGUACUGGGUUAUGCAUCCCAUGUAUGUACAAAAUACCUUAACAAGACAUAUUUAAUUAAUAUCAACCAAAUAAUGAAUGUCAAUGUUCAAAUUACCUAGGUGAAUAGUGCCAAUAAGCAGAUUACUGUAAUUGGUAGAAUAAUACAGAAUGUAAUACUUUGAAUUGUGAUCAGAUAUAAGAUUAACUAUCCUGCAUCUAAAAUCUUUAAUGCAUUUGGUAGAAUAAUACUUGUUAAUCAUUUACAAAUUGUCCUAAAGCGCAAACUUAAUAAUAGUGUCUUGGCAGCUCAUUCAAUUGCCCUUUUUUUAAUUUCACUUCUUCAUAAUGUACUGGUUUGUCUUCUUCCUUAUGUUUGAGCUAAACUACAAAAGAUUUAUGCUUAAUGUAACUAGGAUAUUGCUAUUGGUCAGGAUAUUAAUGUUAUCAAGUUUAAACUUGUGAAUAAAUAACUUCAUAAAAACAAUGUUAUAGAUUUGGUUAUUCCUGUAUGUGGUAUCAAAACAGAUGCUAAUCAUUAACUUGUGCAUCCAUUUAGGAUUCUAAAAACUGUAUUUAUACAAUUCCAAAUUUGUACACAAAUGACGUUUAGCCUUGUAUUUGGCAAAGUGGAAAAUGUUAAAAUUUAACUGAUUCAAAUAAUUUGAAUGCUACUUAAUGUAUUUCAAAUACUUUACAUACUUUUAAAUGGACAGGCUCAAGUUGUGUUUCAUGUUCAUAGCAUAAAAAUCAAACAAAACUUUAUUUAGAAAUUCCUAAUCAAUGUUAAUGUUCUUAAUUAUAUAAUGAAUUUGAUUGCUCAGAAUAAAGUAGUUCUUGCAUGUGGCAAAACAAUUAUUGUUAACAACUUGUAUGUUCAAAUAUAGUGAUAUAAUCAAACUGUGCAUCCAAUAAAAAUUGUCUUUGGUCUGGGGGGUAAUGCGUAAAUUUUACAUCUUGUGGUAGUUUAAUAGGAACAUCUCAAUCUGAAUGCAUAGUUUAAAGUAUUAAUUGUCCAGGAAGUAAUGGGAAAAAUUGUACAAAUACAAUGAGUCCAUGUUCAUCUUAUUCAAAUUAGAGUUUAUGUACACAUGUAUUAGGUAAUAAUGGAUUCUGUAUAUGGCAAAAUGGAUCCUGUUAAAUAUUGAGCAAAUGUUCAUAAUUAACAUAAUAAAAUGAUUGCUAAUAGUUUUAAAAGUAGUGCUAUUGGAGUAAUAAUAUUUGUUAACCUGUAAGUUGUUCAAUAUUUACUAAUCCAUAAACAUGUUAAUACUACUAUUCAUCAAUCAAUUCUUAUACUCCAAUUCCAUGUUAUUGGAAUUCAGCUUAAGUAGUUUGCGCUUAAACAACAACUUAUGCAAACUAAUUAACUUCAGCCACUUGCUCAAUAAAUACUAAAUAAACAGCAAGAUGGAGUAAUACUUUAAAAAUCUGUUUGACUUGUUAAGCUCCUUAAUACCCAAAUCCCUAUAGAUGUGCAUGUUCUUAAUUAAUUUCAUAAAUAAACUGUAUGUAAAGUUUAGAAUGCCAAUGGAAUACUCAAAGUAAUCACUGUCAACAAUAACCAUGCACUGGAUUGACUUAAUCAUUAUGUAUUCAAAAUUCAUAAUGCAUGUGGAAUAAUGGGUCUUGUUAAACAUUCACAUCAUGUACUGCAUUAUCAGGUGGUAGUUCAGAUGAAUGCGCCUCUUAGACUCUACGAUGCCCAUAUUAUAAUUCUAAAACUAACAAGUGUUAGGCAGCAACUUUAAAUAACAAUCUAACUUGUUAAGAUAUUAAUAAUCCAUAAGAAUGCUUUGAUCACUAAUCUCCAUAUUUUUAAUGUUCUUGGAAUUAUAAUACNCUCAUUCAAUUGCCCUUUUUUUAAUUUCACUUUUUAAUAAUGUAUUGCUUUGACUUCAACCUUAUGUUAGAGCUAAAAUACACCAGCCCUAUGCUUAAUCUAGCUUGGAUAUUGCUAUUGGUCAGGAUCUUAAUGUUUUCAAGUUAAAACAUGUGAACAAAUAACUUAAUAAAAACAAUGUUAUAGAUUUGCAUAUUCCUGUAUGUGGUAUCAAAACUAAUGCUUAUCGUUAACUUGUGCGUCCAUUUAAGAUUCUAAAAAUUGAAUAGAAUUUAAUAAUUUUUAUUAACAGUAUUUAUACAAUUCCAAACCUGUACACAAAUGAUGUUUAGCCUUGUAUUUGGAACAGUGGAAAAUGUUAGAAUUUGACAGAUACAAAUAGCUUGAAUGCUUCACAAUGUAUUUCAAAUACUUUAAAUACUUUUAAAUGGACAGGCUCAAGUUGUGUUUCAUGUUCCUAGGCUAAAAAUCAAAUAAAAAUAUAUUUAGAACUUCCAAAUUAAUGUUAAUGUUCUUAAUUGUAUAGUGAAUUUGAUUGUUCAGAAUAAAAUAAUUCUUGCAUGUGGGACAAUAAUUUUUGUUAACCCCUUUUAUGUUCAAAUAUAAUGAUGUAAUCAUCCUGUGCAUCUAAUAAAAAUUGUGUUUGGUCUAAAGGGUAAUGCGUAAAUUUUACAUCUUGUGGUAAUUUAAUAGGUGCAUCACAAUCGGAUUGUAUAGUUUAAAGUGUUAAUUGCCCAGGAAGUAAUGGGACAAAUUGUACAAACACAAUGAGUCCAUGUUCAUCUUAUCAAGAUUAGAGUUUUUGUACACAUGUAUUAGGUAAUAAUGGAUUCUGUAUAUGGCAAAAUGGAGCCUGUCAAGUAUUGAGCAAAUGUUCAUAAUUAACUUAAUAAAAUGAUUGUUUAUAAUUUUAAAAUCAGUGUUAUUGGAGUAAUAACAUUUGUUAACCUAUAAGUUGUUCAAUAUUUACUAAUCCACAAACUUGUUAAUAUUACUAUUCAUCAAUAAAUUCUUAUACUCCAAUUCCAUGUUAUUGGAAUCCAAUUUAAGCAGUUUGUGCUUAAGCAACUAAUUAUGCGAACUAAUUAACUUCAGCCACUUGUUCAACAAAUACUAGAUAAACAGCAAGAUGGAGUAAUACUUUAACAAUCUGUUUGGCUUGUUAAGCUCCUAUAUAUCCAAAUCCCUAUAGAUGUACAUGCUCUUAAUUAAUUUCAUAAAUAAACUGUAUGCAAAGUGUAGAAUGCCAAUGGAAUACUCAAAGUAAUCAAUGUCAACAAUAAUCAUGCACUGGAUUAACUUAAUAAUUAUGUCUUCAAAAUUCUUAAUGUAUGUGGAAUGGGUCUUGUUAAACAUUCACCUCAUGUAUUGCUUUAUAAGCUGGUAGUUCAGAUGAAUGCGCCGCUUAGACUCUAAGAUGCGCAUUUUAUAAUCCCACUAGUGCAAAGUGUUAGGCAGCAAUUUUAAAUAGCAACCAAAAUUGUUAAGUUAUUAAUAAUCCAUACGAAUGCUUUAAUUACUUAAAACCAUAUUUUUAAUGUUAUUGGAAUUAUAAUACAAAUUAAUGUAAUUUUGGAAUCGAUUGUUCAAACUAUGGCUAUUAACAAUGUAUUUUCUCAUCAAUUUGUUAUUGGAAUAAUGGAUGUUAAUGGUAAACAUGUCAAAAUUAUCCGAAUAAAGAAACAUGUACUUUUACAAUAAAUCCAACUAAUUGGAAUUAUGUUUAAUCAUGUGCAUGGAAAAAUGGUUCUUGUGUUGCUGCAGAUAAUCUUUUUUCAGAAAAAACAUGUUUCCUCAAUACAGAUUAAACUGCUAGAUGGAGCUCUAACAAUGAGGAUGGUUAUUGCAUUCCUUGUAGUAUUCAAUUUAAUUAAUUGCUUGUUCCAAAAAAUAAAUGUUUAUGUGCCCAGAUAUUAACUCAAUAUGAAUGUAAUUUAGCUAAUUGCUAUUGGAAUGAAGGGUUUUGUAAUGAAAGUGGUUGUCCUCAAAGCUAACUCUAAUGUGUUUAAAAAGCAGAAUGCUAUUGGCUUUAUGACUCAAAUUACUCAGAAGGAGGUUCUUGUGAAUUUAUUCUAAAUCCAAUAUUACCAGAAUUUUGCACUAAACUUCGAGGAAAGAACUCCUUAGAAUGUUUAUCUUAAACAACAUUAUGUCCUAUUUCUAUAAAUGGAGUUUGUCAAAGUAGAGAGCAUCUAUAAACUUGCUCAAGCAUCUAGUCUAUGUAAAUAUGUUCAAAUGGAAUUGGAUAAGAAGGAUAUUGCAAAUAUGAAAAUUAAUCUUGUUAAUUACUCACCAGUUGUACUUAAUUAACAGUUUAAGGUGAAUGCUAUUUGUUUGAUAAAGCAUGUUUAUGGAAUGUCAUUACAGGUAAAUGUGAGUAAAUGACUUGUGCAUCCUAUUCUUAAACAAAUUGUUCAUUUGUAUAUUAGAAUAUUGACAGAGCUAAUAUAGAAAUAUGUGUUUGGAAUGGCAAUAGUUGUUCCCCUGCCUCAUAUCUUAUUAAAUAAUAUUCAUUUCAACAAUGUUACUAAACUUCUGGUGGAACUUAUCAUUGGAGUAAUUCUGGGUAAUCAAAUGGAUAAUGUAUUUCAUGUUCAAUAAAUAGGAUUAAACCUAAAAAUGCUUGUUCCUGUACAGAUCUAAAUGAAAUAGAAUGUACCUUAUCUAAACCUGUAUGCAAACUAAUUUAGAAUAAUCAAUGUGUAAAAUCGGAAUGCAAAGAAAUAUUUGAUUCAAUACACUGUUCUGAACAGAAUGAAUGUAUGUGGCAAGCUAAUUCAUGUGUGCCUUUUACAAAUUGUACUGAUUUGAAGGGUUCCUCUGCUCUAGAUUGCAUGGCAUAAUCAUUAUAAUGUCAAUCUCAAAUUGGUUGGGUUUGUUAAUCUGCAUAGAGUUUGGAUUCAUGUAGUAAAUAUGGAAUUGAAUUUUGUCACUAUGGUUCAAUAGGAUCAGAUGGUUUGUGCUAUUGGAACACUUAUAGCUAAGUUUGUUAAGUCAUUUCUUCUUGUGAUAAAGUUAAUAAUCAACCUAUUUGUUAAUCUUUGUCUCCUGCAUGUUAAUGGAGUUAUUAUUUUUCAUCAUGUGUUCCAUUCUAAUGUUAAGAUUAUCCCAAUGAAUUAUCAUGUAAAAAUGUGAUAGUUAAUCUCAAAGAUCCUCAAAUUAUGUUAUGUGUUUGGAAGAAUCAAAAAUGCUAACCUUAUGAAGAUACUUACUAUAGGUUUGAUAGUGCUAUUUGUUAUGUCCAAUCUGAUCACACGUAUAGAUGGAUUAAAGAAGAUAAAUAUGGUGUCAGAUGUUAAUAAUGCCUUUCAGCAUUCUUCAUCAUGGCACUUGCAAUAUUGAUUAUUUUUUGA
Messenger RNA from Paramecium sonneborni, 5921 nucleotides. The record is from the annotation of a GenBank genome assembly. NCBI's taxonomy places the organism in Eukaryota, Ciliophora, Oligohymenophorea, Peniculida, Parameciidae.